Elaeis guineensis (African oil palm) is the source of this 1310-nucleotide messenger RNA. RefSeq lists its product as uncharacterized. The record is from RefSeq and is a predicted model, not a curated record. Lineage: Eukaryota; Viridiplantae; Streptophyta; Magnoliopsida; Arecales; Arecaceae.
CGCCCCCCACCCCACCCCCACUUCCCCUCCGUGUCACGCGCCCCACCUGUCAUGUUCUCCCUUCCCUUUAUCAACGCAGUCACGGCCUCCUCACCUCUGCAAGCCCCUUCUCUCUUCCCAAUUCGCAUCGCAAUUCUAACGCCGACCCUAAAUUCCAGACGAGAAUAAGCGAGGAAUACGAGGCGGAAGUGAGAAUAAGAAGGCAUAGGGAUGGAAGAGGAUGGAGGAAGCCCGAUCCUUAUGGUUUCCCCCAGCUUCCGAGAGGCGGUGGCGGAGGACGGUGGCGAUCGCCUCGCCGCCGCCGUCGAGUCCCCACAGAAGAUAUCCGCCGCCCCGGAGCAUCACUACGAAGUGGAGGAUGACGAUGACGACACGAGCGAGGACUUCGAAUUCGCCUUCGUAAUCAAAGAUCCGGAUUCCGGCACGGCGAUCACCGCCGACGAGAUUUUCUCCAACGGACAAAUUCGCCCCGUGUACCCGGUCUUCAACCGGGAUUUGCUCCUUGCCGGCGGCGGCGGCGGCGGUGGCAGCGGUGAGUCUGUGGAAGUGAAGACGGUGCGGCUGCCGUUGAGGACGCUGUUGAUCGAGGAGAGGAACGCGUCGUCCGGGUUGGCGUCGUCGUCGUCGUCGUCCGAGAUGGAGGAGCUGGAUGAAAUCCCGCCGGGGACGUACUGCGUGUGGACGCCGGGUUCGGUGCCACCGUCGCCGGCGCGGUGCAAGAAGAGCAGCUCCACCGGGUCAUCGCUCCGGUGGCGGAUACGGGACCUCGUCAGGCGGAGCCGCAGCGACGGAAAGGAGAAGUUCGUAUUCCUAGCGGCGGAGGAGAAAAACCCUGGCCGGAGCUCCGAGAAGAAGAAGAAGGGCAAGGCGGAGGAGGCGGCGGUGGCGGCGGCGGCGGCGGAGGACGAGGAGCGGGAGAUGAAGGGGAAGGAGAGGAGAGGGGGGAAGAAGGAGGUUAAGGCGACCAAGGUGGAUAUGGUCACCGCUCACCGGAUCUACUACGGGAGUAGGAGCGGGGGAGGGCAAACGGCGAAGGGCGGGCGGCGUUCGUUCCUGCCGUACAAGCCGGCACUCGUCGGUUUCUUCGCCAAUGUGAACGGGCUUAGCCGGACCCACCAUCCCUACUGAUCUUUUUCUUUUUCUUUUUUGUUUUUAGGAGGUAUUAUCUUGUUCGUUUUUUUAUUAUUUUUAUUUUGUAAGAAACUUCGUAUGUAGCUUUUUACCUGUAAAUUUGUGUGGUUUUGGUGGUGGGAGAAAGAUUGUUGAUACGUAUCUAUUUUUAUAAACCGAUGAGUUAUCUAUUUCUAUUA